Molecule: messenger RNA, 203 nt
Organism: Linum tenue
Lineage: Eukaryota; Viridiplantae; Streptophyta; Magnoliopsida; Malpighiales; Linaceae
Source: the annotation of a GenBank genome assembly
ACUCUAGGGCGCUUGCUUGCUUGAAUUCAUAGGGCAUUAAAUGGGAGCAUAUCUACCAUCCUUUACCUUCCCUUGCCAUGCAUUGAUGGCAAAAUUGAAUGAGGUGACAGAAAUUGCACGAGAGAUCUACCAAUGGAGUUUUGAUGGUGAUGUAAGAAAGAUAGGCAAAUGGGGGACUAGGAGAAGAAGAUGAUGACGAUGGG